GCGCUUUUGGCCAUUUCCAUCUUCACUCUCUCUCUCUCUCUCUCGGAGCUCUCUCUUGCUCAAAGCUUCCACGCAGCACCAGCAAUGGCGGCAUCUUCGAGCGCUUGGGUGCUCUCGGCUAAAGGGGUGGCCGUGUCGGCCGCCGUGCUCUCGGCGGCUCUGGCGAUGAAGCUCUCCGCCCCAUCGAUCUCCGAGCUCGCGAGGGUCCAGAUCCCUCUCCUGUGGCUCUCGCUUCUCUCGUGGCUCGAGCCUCCCUACAUCUACCUCGUCGUCAACGGCAUCAUCGCCACCAUCGUGGCUUCCUUCAAGCUCCAAGGCAACUGCCAUGAGGUGGAGGAGGGGGAGGAGGCACGGGUGAUCUCGGCGGCGGAGUCGUCCGGCGACCGUGGCUACGUUUUCGUUUUGCCUCCCGAUGGAGUAGUGUGCCCCUCGCCGUGGAAGAACGUCGUUUACGAGGAGAGCGGGGCGGCUGGGGUUUCUGAGGCGGAGCGUGCGGAGCGAUUGGUAGCUGAAGGUGGAGGUGGAGAUGGACAUGGAGACCGCGUGGAGGAGGAAGAGGAAGAUGAGGAGUUUGUGAUUUCGAGGUCCACGUGGACGCCGGCGGCGAGGAGGACGAAUUCUCCGGAGGUGUCGGCGGAGCGCCUCCCCGCGCCGGAGAAACCGCUGGUUUCUUCGAGAUUCGUUCACCGGAGGCCGUCCAAAGCCAGCCCCGAAGCUCUGGGAGUAAUCAAGCUGAAACGACAAGAGACGCUCGAGAACGCGUGGAAGGCCAUCACCGACGGCCGAGCGAUGCCGCUGGCGAGGCGCCGCCUGAGUAAGUCCGAGACGUGGGAGAACCGGGGCCAUCCGAUGGACCCGCUCGAUCAGCCCCGGCCGGCAAUGAGGAAAUCGGACACGUUGAAGGACCGGACGAAUCAGCUGCCGACGUCGCCGCCGUCGCCGGCUGGGAAGGAGGCGUCGCCGAGCCAGGACGAGCUGAACCGCCGGGUGGAGGCGUUCAUACGGAAGUUCAACGAGGAAAUGAGGCUGCAGAGGCAGGAGUCUUUGAAUCAGUGCAAGGCGAUGAUGAACCGGGGUUCGUAGUAGUGGUGCGAAGCAUGAUUCCAAAGGGCAAAUUAAUUUUUCUUUUUGAAUUUUUUGCUCUUGUUUCAUUUCCUUUUAUUUUUUGUUUAAUCGGUUUAUGUUGGUUUGAGAU
Messenger RNA from Rhodamnia argentea, 1195 nucleotides. RefSeq lists its product as uncharacterized. The transcript is spliced from 2 exons. The record is from RefSeq and is a predicted model, not a curated record. Bases 85 to 1083 code for a protein of 332 amino acids. Lineage: Eukaryota; Viridiplantae; Streptophyta; Magnoliopsida; Myrtales; Myrtaceae.